GAGAGGCUCAAGACGGACCCCUCUUACACUUGGCUAGUGCCCUACUGAUUUGGUCAACAUGGCCAGCCUCCAAGGCUAUGUCGACCACCGUGUGUUGCUUAUCCUUCAGGACGGCCGUGCGAUAGUCGGUGUUAUGGCAGGUUUCGAUCAAAAGUCCAACGUAGUGCUAUCGGACUCGAAGGAACGAGUAUACAGCACAGAGGAAGGCGUGGAAGAGAUACCACUCGGACUGUACCUGGUAAAGGGUGACCAAAUCGUGGUCAUAGGCGAGCUGGAUGAGGCGGCUGAUCAGGCCGUUGACCUGUCUACGAUACGUGCGGAACCUAUUCCACCUAUUCGCUAUUGAAAGCCGUCUUCUGCGACGGUCUGCGCCGACUCUGCUAGGAAGGCAUAUAUCUCGAACCGUGACGCUGGACCACGAUACUAGUCUCGACUAUUCUCAGAUGAGCUCCAAUGAGCUUCGCGCGGUUCUUCCGACAUUGAUUGAGAGCGCCGGUGUCACACACAUUGCGAGUGAGGCCUAGUCUGUCAUAUUGGUCCAUCCGUCUGUAAUGAAGACGUCGGCACCCUGGAUGUUCGGCAGACCUGUACGCUGUAUGACGUCGAGGCAAUUCAUGAAUAAUCACGGAUUUACAGUUGC
Phanerochaete carnosa HHB-10118-sp is the source of this 640-nucleotide messenger RNA. RefSeq lists its product as uncharacterized. Gene Ontology annotation, biological process: mRNA splicing, via spliceosome. The transcript is spliced from 4 exons. The coding region runs from base 59 to 346 and encodes 95 amino acids. NCBI's taxonomy places the organism in Eukaryota, Fungi, Basidiomycota, Agaricomycetes, Polyporales, Phanerochaetaceae. The record is from RefSeq and is a predicted model, not a curated record. Gene Ontology annotation, molecular function: RNA binding. Gene Ontology annotation, cellular component: U6 snRNP; precatalytic spliceosome; U4/U6 x U5 tri-snRNP complex.